Messenger RNA from Beta vulgaris subsp. vulgaris (sugar beet), 2417 nucleotides. Its product is annotated as purple acid phosphatase 15. Lineage: Eukaryota; Viridiplantae; Streptophyta; Magnoliopsida; Caryophyllales; Amaranthaceae. The transcript has 7 exons. Bases 419 to 2053 code for a protein of 544 amino acids. Gene Ontology annotation, molecular function: metal ion binding; acid phosphatase activity. The record is from RefSeq and is a predicted model, not a curated record.
UAAAAUCGGACGACGUAGAACAAGAAUAUGCUGCGAACAAAAUAAUAUACGAGGCAGCAUAUUCGGUUUAUACCAUUUCAAGCUCUUGUUUGUUUGCUUAAUUACAAAGCAAAAACAAUCUUGUUAAAAUCAGUGAACCCAUAAAUAAAUAAUAUCUGUUUUCAAAAAAACGAAAAAGCCAAUUUUUCACCGCUCUUUAAUCCUUUCAUUUCCGAUAAAAAAAAACAUUUCCUCACUCCUAUAAAUAAUAAAUCCGCAAUUCCACUAAUUAAUUUCGUUUUCGUAGUAAUAAAAAAAAAAAAGUUGCAACAAACUUCCCCGCCUAUCAUCGUCACUUCCGUUUUCCAAAAACGUAAAAACAAACAUGAGCAACUUUAUAAACUGUUUUUCAUGAUCAAACCAACAAAACUCAACAACAAUGGCGUCAACCGUUUUUUCAUUCUCUCUCCUGUUUUUAUUUUCUCUCUCAUCAUCAUCCUCCUCAUCGGCAGCAAAUAUUCCGACGACUCUAGACGGCCCGUUUAAGCCCGUUACAACGCCAUAUGACGUCAGCUUACGUGGUAACGCCGUUGAUUUGCCUGACACAGAUUCUAGGGUUCAACGCCGUGUGAAUGGGUUUCAACCGGAGCAGAUUUCUGUUUCUCUCUCUUCUGAUUAUCAUUCCGUUUGGAUUUCUUGGAUUACAGGGGAAUAUCAGAUUGGUUAUGAUAUAAAGCCAUUGAAUCCUGAAAGUGUGAAGAGCUUUGUUCAUUAUGGGCCAUUACAGUACCCAUUAAGUAGUGAAGCAACAGGGUAUUCUCAAAUCUACAGUCAGCUUUAUCCUUUUGAAGGUCUUCAGAAUUAUACUUCUGGAAUAAUCCACCAUGUUCGUCUCACAGGGUUGAAACCUAACACGUUGUACUACUAUCGAUGUGGAGAUCCCCAUCUACCAUCCAUGAGUGGCCUGAACCAUUUCAGGACGAUGCCGAUUCCUAGCCCUCGGAACUACCCUGGAAAAAUAGCAAUCGUUGGUGACCUAGGUCUUACAUAUAAUUCAACGGACACUAUAAGUCACAUAACCAGCAAUAAUCCUGAUCUUCUUCUCCUAGUCGGUGAUGUGACCUAUGCAAACCUGUAUCUCACUAAUGGAACUGGCUCUGAUUGUUAUUCCUGCGCCUUUCCAAAAAGCCCCAUUCAUGAGACAUAUCAACCACGCUGGGAUUAUUGGGGAAGGUUUAUGCAGAGUUUGAUAUCAAAGGUUCCCAUUAUGGUGGUGGAAGGGAACCAUGAAAUAGAGGAACAGGUUGAUCAUAAAACCUUUGCAGCAUAUAGUUCUCGCUUUGCUUUUCCAUCAGAAGAGAGUCAGUCGUCAUCAACAUUUUACUAUUCUUUUAAUGCUGGAGGAAUACAUUUUGUAAUGCUCGGGGCUUAUAUUGCUUACAACGAGUCAGCUGAACAAUACAAAUGGUUGGAGAGAGACUUGGCUAAAGUUGAUAGAGAUGUAACUCCAUGGCUGGUUGCUGCGUGGCAUCCACCAUGGUACACUACUUACAAAGCUCACUAUAGAGAAGCAGAGUGCAUGAGAGUCGCGAUGGAAGACUUACUCUACUCUGCUGGUGUGGAUAUAGUCUUCAAUGGACAUGUACAUGCAUAUGAGAGAUCGAACAGAGUAUAUAAUUAUACCCUAGAUCCUUGUGCUCCUAUUCACAUUACAAUAGGGGAUGGAGGUAAUCGUGAGAAGAUGGCUGUUAAGCAUGCUGAUGAGCCAGGGAACUGCCCUGAGCCAUCAACUACUCCAGAUAAGUACAUGGGUGGCUUCUGUGCUGCAAACUUUACUUCUGGUCCGGCUGCAGGUAAAUUUUGCUGGGAUCGUCAACCAGAUUACAGCGCAUACAGAGAAAGUAGCUUUGGCCAUGGAAUUCUUGAGGUGAAAAAUGCGACUUGGGCUCUGUGGACUUGGUAUAGGAAUCAAGACAGUGAGAAAGUGGCUGGAGAUCAGAUUUACAUAGUGAGGCAGCCGGAUGUCUGCCCUGUCCGAAGCAAGGUAACUAAAGGAUGGUCAGAUGUUAGGUAACUUAGGUGGUACUCGAGAUAAUUAUAUUUAUAAUUUACUGGUAGGUUUGAGUAAGAAAACGACGUUCACUUGUUGCAACUUAGCUUAGACCGGUGGUGGAAACUGGAAACCUCCACCAAUACCGUAGGCAGUUUUGUAUGGAAGAGAAAUGCAUGGUGCAGCACCUCAUUAUUUUGAACAGGUCACUUCUGGCAUAUGCCGGAAUUUGUUGUUGUAUCAUAUGUUAGUCAAUUGUAGCACCAAAAAGAAUGUUAGUCUAUUGUAGAACCAAAAAAAAAAAAGUUAAUUGUUAGAAAGAUGUACUUUGCAGUUUAUCGCUCUUGUACAAAUAGCACUGGUCUUUAUACAAGUAACAUUUACCUUA